Messenger RNA from Epinephelus fuscoguttatus (brown-marbled grouper), 1912 nucleotides. RefSeq names its product secretory phospholipase A2 receptor-like. The coding region runs from base 646 to 1590 and encodes 314 amino acids. The transcript is spliced from 7 exons. Lineage: Eukaryota; Metazoa; Chordata; Actinopteri; Perciformes; Serranidae. The record is from RefSeq and is a predicted model, not a curated record.
AGUGCAGAGACAUGUUUGGUUUUAAAGCUACAGACAUGAAAUAAAGUAAGGUGAAUAAACACCACUGCCCCCUGCUGGACUGGAGAGCCUCAACUGCAACAUCUAUCCCCAUUGAUGUUCGGUUUAUAAUAUUUUUGUUUAACAAAUGGAGACCUGCAGGGCUCAGGCACUGUGUGAGGGGAGAGGGACAGGUGCAUGCUGGACUAAAAACUUCUGAAAGUGAGUUAUUGUAGUACAGUCUGCUGGUUUGAUCCAGAAGAGACAGGGAACAGAGAGUCCAAAUGACAGAAGAACCAAAACUAGCUGGAAACCAGCUGGUAUAAUAGGAUGAAUGCAGAAAACGGAGCAGGGAGUGACACCAAGAACACGGGGAAGAACACAGGGAUGACCACAGGGAAGACUACAGGAUUGAACGCAGACCAACUUGCAAGGAACAAAGGGAAACACAGGUUUAUAUACACAGAAAACUGAUCACAAGAACGAGACACAGCUAGAGGAGGACAACACCAGCAAAAGGAGUGAGUUCUUCAAGGGCCAGUUUUCUUUUGUGCAACUCAACUUGGAGAAGUGAAUCAAGACCAUUAGGAGAUAAAUACAUCGACGAAAAUAAUCCACGGACAGACGAAAACUCAUCGGACAUUAGAUAUGGACGGGAUCAUACAUCUUAUUCUACUUCUUUCAGGGCUGUGUUCUCUGUCCUCAUGUGUGUCCCAGCAUCAAUACUUCUUCGUCAGAAAGCCAAAAACCUGGAAUGAGGCACAGAGCUACUGCAGAGAGCAUUGUUUUGACCUGGCCACCAUACAUGACAUGGGAGAGAUGGAAACAGCCCUUAAAGCUGUUGAGGACAAAUACGAUGAUGCCGUGUGGAUAGGACUUCAUCAACAGGAGACUAAGAGGUGGCACUGGUCUUUGGCGGACAAAGAUUUCUACAACGAAGGAGAGCGAGAGUAUUUCAUUUGGGGCAAAGAAACACAGGACAACUGUGUGACUUACAAAAAUGGAAAACUGUAUUCAAUUGGCUGCCCAAACCUUCGCCGUUCAGUUUGCUUUGAUGGAAAAAAAGAUCAGUAUGUUCUCACUCCUACAAACAUGAAUUGGAUGGUUGCUCGAGACCACUGCAGGACUCACUACACAGACCUGGCCAGUUUGAGGAAUGACAAUGAGUAUCAGAAAAUCCACGACUUAGCUGGUACCCUGCAGGUGUGGGUUGGCCUCUACAGAGACCGCUGGCAGUGGUCAGACCAGAGCUACUCCUCAUUGAGAUACUGGAACGCACGCCGAGCUGUAUAUACUGUUUCUCCCGGGAGCUGUGGCGCUAUGUUGAAGAGUGACUCCGGUCGGUGGGGAGAGCUGCCAUGUGGAAAAAGACACCCGUUCCUCUGUUCCUGUAGCCACACUGUGAGGCUCAUUAAAGUGAAGAUAAGCCUACAGGACUCAGUGUUGGACCUCUAUGACCCUGCAGUGCCAGGUGACAUCUUGGAGCAGAUGAGGCAGAAGCUGAGUAAAAGUAUAAAUGGUACUUUUCAACUCCAGUGGAGAAAACAGCCUGAUGGGAAAGUCUUUAUCAAAGAGACUCACCGAAAUGGCUGAAGAGAGAAGAACACAAACAGCAACUCUGACUUUCAAGGGUCCAGUGUACAUACUUAAUAACAAAUUUAAAGAAUGAGUGUGGAUGAAACUCAUGGCACUACCUGAAGACUAAUGUAAUAGUAUAUACAUAUAUAGUGUGUGCAAUGUGAACAUGUACUCUAUGUACAAAACAUUUACAGAUUUUAAUGUGAUGUGCAACAAAUAGAAAAACUGACAUAAUCAAGUUAAAAUCAUAUAUGUAAUAGCACAAUCACACUAAAAGAUCCACAUGGAGCUAGCUGUUUUUACCUAGUAGCCUAGUAAAAGUGAUGAGAAUAAACCA